CCCGGGCGGGCGUCUCACCCACUAACCGAGUGAGCAAGCGAAGAUCCGGAGGGCUCGCCGCCGUUCCCAGGAAGACCUAGAAGCUGAGCCGAAAGGAUCAUAAGGCCUUAGCGGCAGAUUUGUGACAUCCUCAGCCGCAUCUCUUAAAUCAGGACCAAGUGAGCUCGGGCGACGUCCCUCUAGAACAAUGAGCGCCCGCCGAUUGGAGGCCCCCGCUUUAAAACGCGCCGUGAGGAAAAUCCGAUGCGCCGCCAUGGUGGCCAGCCUGGCCAAGAGUUGGCAGGGUUGGGCCAACGAGCACAGCGACAAGCAGGACGCCGCUCCCACUGGGUGGAUGCCCUGCUCUGUGGACCAGAAUGCAGACACAAUGCAGCGAAGCCAUAAGUUCAAAGUUGCUAAACCCCGGGAAACGGCCUCAGGUGAUGACGCCACUCCCAUCCGGAGCGUUUCUAUCUCUAAAAGUGUUCAACCGAAAGUCAGCGAGUGCGGCGGGGAUGUGGUCAACAUCAUCCGCGGGAAGAUGGAGUCGGGUCCUGAGGAAAGCAAGCCCUUCCUGGGUAAUGAGUCGCCAACGCGGCGCCGCCACAUGAAGGCGUUGCAUGGAGCUGGCGGAGGCAUUAUCCAUGAGAGGAAGUUGAUGCUGCAGGACAGGAAAUUGAGCUCCAGGAGCAGCAGCCUGGACACGGAGGACAGCGGCCUGGGGGAUGAGGUUGCGCCUGGAGAAAGUGCCGAAACCGCAGAUAUCAAGUGCAAACCCAAGAUCAAGGUGGCCACCAUGGGCGACAUUAAGCAUUGCUGGCAGCGCUGGUCCGAGGAGCACGCAGAGAGCCAGAAACUCAAUCCCUUCAGUGAGGACUUUGACCACCACUACGCCAUGAGCCGGUGCCUGCGCAAGGGCGACAGCGGCUACGGUCGCCCCAAGGAGGGCUCCAAGACGGCGGAACGGGGCGAGCGUGCGCACAAGCACAUCCACAGGGAGAUGGAGGAGAUGGUCUGGAUCAUCCGGGACAUGGGCUUCCGGGACAGGCAAGGCCGUGCCAUCAUCACCUUCGGCCGCCUCUUUGAGCGCUACGUGAAGAUCUCCGACAAGGUGGUGGGCAUCCUGCUGCGCUGCCGCAAGCAUAAGAUGCUGGACUUUGAGGGCGAGAUGCUGUGGCAAGGACAAGACGACCACGUGCUCAUCACCGUGAUGGACUGACUUCUGGAAGAACCCGCCUUGUCCACGGAGAUGUAGAACGUUGGGAAAUUCCGCCUCGUUUUUGUGAUUGAACUUCUGACCUCUGCAAAUUCCCAGCGUGGCUCUUUACCAAGCUGGGAGAAGGCUGCGCUUUGCACACUUGGAACUACAAUAGGAAUAAACACGUUUUCGUUUUUUUCAUUGUACUUUAUUUAUUUAAUCCAAGUCACAAAAAUGUGGUCAUGUGCAUCCAAGCAAUCACAAUCAAGUCAAAAGAAAAUGACGUUUGUUAGGAAUAAUUAGUUGAGUUUACAUAUUCAAUAACUUUGAUGCUUCUGAUCAUUUUUUUUCUCAAAUUUUCAUGGAUGUUAGUCCUCAGAGGCAACAUGUCCGCCGUGCGUGUAAGGCCUCCGCUUAAUGUGUGAGCGCUACAAUCAAACCCAGCAGAGCAGACCUCCGCCAAGGCCUCGACUUUGACAUUCAGAUGAACUUUUUGAAGGUUUUGCCCUUUUAGGAAAAACAUUGAAUAAAAGAAGACGACAUCAUCAAAACGACAAGUCGACAUGCUCCUUUAAGUUUGGCCAAGGUAACCCGACUAUUACCAUUAUAUCGUCAUGAAAUGUUUGUCUUCAGAUGACAUAAAAACUGUUGUUUUCUGUUGUUGCUACGCUAGCUGCUGACAGCUGAACAGCUUGCAUCGGGUGACUUUGGAGCAAUAAUAAAUAUAAAGUAUAUUAAAUUGUAAACGGGAUUUUCUCAUAAAAUGUUUUGGCACAAAAAACCCACAAAAAUUCCUUACAUUUAUUAAAUAUAUUAAAUAUUUAUAUAAUAACAUCUAAAUCGCUUGUGGUUUUUUAUUUCUUUUAAUACAUUUUUUGCAUUGUUAAAAAAAGCAGUGAUUCUGACUGAUGAUGAUUCCGGUUACAGGCUAGCAUGUUAGUAUGGGGGCGGAUGUUAAAUCGCUUCGAAAAACUGCCUUGAUGAUGGCAGCUUCGGGAUUUUAUUGCUUCUCACAAUGUAGCCUAUGAUUUUGUUUUUGUAAAAAUGUAAU
Messenger RNA from Syngnathus acus (greater pipefish), 2228 nucleotides. RefSeq names its product actin binding Rho activating protein a (gene abraa). Gene Ontology annotation, cellular component: sarcomere. Gene Ontology annotation, biological process: positive regulation of Rho protein signal transduction; positive regulation of transcription by RNA polymerase II. NCBI's taxonomy places the organism in Eukaryota, Metazoa, Chordata, Actinopteri, Syngnathiformes, Syngnathidae. The transcript has 2 exons. Gene Ontology annotation, molecular function: actin binding. The record is from RefSeq and is a predicted model, not a curated record. The coding region runs from base 188 to 1198 and encodes 336 amino acids.